Xyrichtys novacula (pearly razorfish) is the source of this 37983-nucleotide messenger RNA. The record is from the annotation of a GenBank genome assembly. NCBI's taxonomy places the organism in Eukaryota, Metazoa, Chordata, Actinopteri, Labriformes, Labridae.
GGGCACACAGACACGCCGCGGUGCCGCUUCAGUUCAUCAAGGUACGCCUGGUAGCAUAGCCUUGGUAGCUAAGCUAGCUAACCUUACCUAACCCGUGUCUACGCCGUGGCUAGCUAACCUCCAGCAAACAGCUCCUCCGGGUAGCUCUGUGUGACUACGUGCACGUAACUAGAAACCUGAAUGUUUUUAAUGAAAUAAUGACGGAGCCAAAUUGAGUGUCACCGUUAGCUGGCUUUAGUUUGUAACUGUGUGUGAGACGUUAGGAAGGAGGGAGGCUGGCCACUUCCCAUUACAACCAGCAGCUUGUACUGGUAGUCCUGACUACAGCUGCCUCCUGCUGCUUGCUCAAGUUCCUCCUCCGCCUGCGGGUGAGGUAGUUUGCUGUCUGUAGCUUAGCUCACACACACACACCAAAAGUGGUGGAUACAUGUCUACCUCUGAACCACGGGACGAGCCACGAAAGGGAAAUCUUGCAGUUCAUGUUUCGCCAAGAAGUCAGUGUGACGUCUUUUAUUCCAUCUUGUUCGUAUCUUUUCCAACACGAGAAGAGGAAUAUGUCCAGAUAUAACAUUUACAGCCUGCUGGACUGGAUUUACGGCGGGGUGGACCCCAAGUUUGAAGGCAAUGGGGGCCCCGACUGUGCUGCCUUCAUCGCGCCCCAGCAGCGCAUCGGUGAGAGUCUCAUCAUCAUCCUCAUCUCCCUGCUGGAGAUCGGCGUGGCACUGAAGAAGAUCAACCUCUCCAAAGAGCUCAAGGUGGUGGGAAAAGACUGCACAAGGACAAAGGAAGACAGUCUGGGCAAGAACCUGUUGCUGGUUGCUCUGUGCAUGACUUUUGGAGUGGAGGUUGGGUUUAAGUUUGCGACAAAGACAGUGAUAUACCUGCUCAACCCCUGCCAUGUCAUGACCAUGGUUCAGGUAAGAAUACCACUGUGUGAUUGUUAAAACGACACCUUCUUUGUAUGCAACACAGUAAUGGGGACCCAACAUGAGAGUAACACACACUAAACAUUAAUUUGUAGUGUUCAGUCCCCCCUAUCCCACAAACACAAGUUGCUGUUUAAGACGUGCUCUGAAGAAAGUAGAAAGUAAAAGUUUGACUUCACUUCUGCCUCACCCAUUUACAGUUUGGUGAAACAGUGCGUUACAUAACACCCGUUUACAUCCUUGAGAGUCAUUUGCACAUGCUUUUUUAAUUAGAGAACUGCAGCAAACAUCCCCAUUAUGUGUGUACACUUCGUACAACAUUUACAUGAAGAGUUACUUAGUCUUUUUCACUUUCUUUCUUGUUGCAGUGGAGAACAGUGCAAACAAAUAUGAAGAUACAUGCCAGACACAAGUUUUUAGUGUUUUACAUGACAUAGGUUGGAGAAAACAUGCACAAAUGCCCUGAAUGCAAACUUUCAGUCCAUACAGGACAAAGUUUUAGUUACAAUCAGAAGGAAGUGUCUCAACAAUAGCUUACCCUGACUAUGUCUAACUGUAAUGUUGCUAGUUUUUCAAGUUUUUUUUCUUCACCUUAACCAACCCUUAUCCCAUAUGUGUACAAUUUUAACUUUAAAGUUUGUUUAAGUAUAGCAUAUGGUGUUUUAACUGAAACAUGUGAAUUCUCCACCUUUUUUAAGUGCAUCAACUAGACAGACAAUUUAGUGCCUGACUCGAUUUGACCAAACUUCUAAUACAAAAAGAAGUCUGAAAUAUGUCCAAGAAAGUAUUACGAUUUGGAUAGUGUUGUCUUCUAGAGUUUUGUAGUAACUUGGCACUCAUGUGGUUAACUUGUGAUCAUCCUCAGAGCAAAGUGGAAAAAAUUAAGUCAUAAAAUGAAUGAUAAAAGUAUAACUGGGGGACAUGGCUUCACUUACUGCACAUCAUAACGUGGAACAAGAGCAAAGAAAGGGUGUAAAAAUGCCAUCUAUUUAUGUGCUUCUCAUAUGAAUAUGUCAGAAUCACAUAUGAGUGUUAUAAAAUACAGUGAGAAAUUGUUUUCAUAAAGGGAAAGCACUUAAACUGUUGUGCAAAACGUCAUAUUGGAGACUCUGUAGGACCUCUUCAUGAAGAAAAAAAAAACAUAAAACCUGUUGUUUCAAGUGUAGCGCCCCAAGGUAUGUAACAGGAGUUGGGCGUCCUCUGAUUUAGAGCCUUUGGAUUGUUGUCUAUGACUGCAGGAAGCACUAUUAUGAACAGCUGUAAAGCCGUUCAGUCUAUAUAUCUGCACAGGAGUUUACUUUGGAAUCUGACUGAUAAAUAACAUGGAAAUUGAAUUUGUAGACAUCUGCGUUGAGUUGUUUAUUUAAACCAGAAUCAGAGGUUACAGUUCAGAGCAACACAAAGACUCUCUGUGUUCACUCUGCCACCAUGAGAACAUGCUGUACCUGCAUGGUUUCCUUUCAUGCCUCCUGCUCGGCUGACCUUCACUGUACAUGAUUGCACACUGUGGGUCAUGGCAACAGGUCACUGCCAACUGCGACUCAUUGUGUUCGAUGAAACAGAUGUAACAAAGUAAAUAUGGAGAGUGUAGAUUAUAUCUUGAAGUUAUUCAUCCUGACAUGAUUGGUGGACAGUGGUGACUGAAUUAUAGCUCUAAGAUGUCCUGAGCAGUUUAGGGUAAUAGUCUUUGCUAUGCAUUUGUUAUGUACGUUGGCACAUAGGUGUGAUGAAAAGAAGAAAGAGAGAGAGAGAGAAGUUUAUUUGAUCUAUUUCAGGAAAAAAAGGAAGAGGUUCACUGACAGGACCAAACAAACGUUUCAAUUUCACUUUUGACUCGGGGAAGAAAUGUUUCUUUUAACAGGGCAGCUCUGCAGGGAUGGCCUUCAGGAGCUCUGUUUGUUUCGAUGAGGAGCUUUACUGUACAGUGUUGUACACACUUGGACCCCUGACAUUUAAUAGAUACUAUCUUUUUGGAGUUAAAAAUCCAGGCCCUGAAAAUUUCACUGACUUUUACACAUGCACAUCACUCAGUGUACUCUGUUCAGUUUGUGUGUGUGUGUUUUCACAGGCAAGGUUAAUGAGGUUGCACUGUAAGUUACUCAUGGCUGAUAGGAAGAUAUAUCAACUAAACUACUGCAUGACAUCACCCCUCUUUGUCAGCACCAUAAUAACUAGUUAGUUUUGUGAAUUAUUAAUAUCUUUAUAAUUGUAAGCCUGUAAUUCAGGUCAAUUGUCUUGUUUGUGUAGUGCAGCCAUCCACCAUUAGCUGUUGCUGUAGUGCUGGGUAAUGAUCUGCUACCUAAAACAGCCCAGAUGGCAGAUAGAAUCUCAUAAUGUGGUGCAGUUUGGCAGCAUUUUGAUCAGUAAAGUGGACACUAAGUUGUAUGUGUCUGGUUAAACUAGCCCAUAACUACUCAAUGUGUAACAGGCACAAGCAUGUGAAGUACCACCAACAGCAGGUGGUGCUAGCUCUGCUAGUGGUAGCUACACUCAGCAAACCAAUCCGGCAUGGUUCCCAGCAGAUUCUGUCAUCCCGGGAUUAGUCGUGACGCAUAAAUCAUGCUCAGUUUAAAGUGUUGUAGGAGUGUUUACUUACCUUCUAGACAAGUCAGCUAGUCAGGAUUAAAAACUCUGCCGGAAAGUUGACACUGAAAGACACACACACAAACCCUUAAUCACAGCAGUAGGAAACAAAAACCAUUUACUUGGGCGAGCAGCUAAGAUUAUGAAAUGGCAAAUAAACCCAAACAGGUCAAUAUCUCUAAAUUUUCAGCUGCGUAGUGUAGUCUAUGUGUGAAAGGAUCUUAUUACUGUAGGAAAAGUGUGUAGAACAGGGAGUGUGUUCAAGUUGAUGUCAUUUGUUAGAAGUGCAGAGAAACACUGUAAAAACAAAUCUCAAAUAUUUGAUGCUUCCGCAGUGGAGAUAUUUCUUUUUUCUGUAUGGGUGUGUAAGUGUGAUGCUGUUCACUCUCCCACUGAUCUCACUUAGUGGAUUUACAUUAUGAGGGUUCGGUUCCAUCUGUAAGUCCUUAAAAGCAGAUGGAAAUCUGACAUCAAAACAGCUCACAAGCAACUGCAAAGAUCCUUUUUCUCGUCUCCUCUUGAGCCUGUUAACCCAUCAACGCUGUAUUUAAUUAGUGUGAAUUUUGAGAUGAGAUCGAGAUGUGGAGAAUUAUGUGCAUAUUUUCGAGGCUGAGAAAUAUAGAAAAGUGUUGCUGUAGCUGAAGUGAGCACAGUCCUUGAAUAAUCAGCACAGGGAACCACUUCACCUGAGUGUUGCUAGGAAGGGUACAACCACUUAUCUGUUUUGUUGCCAUGCAGUGUCAUUAUCUGGUAGCCUAGCCUGUUUGUUCAAACUCCUCAACAGCAAUGGCAAAAUAAUAUUCUUGUGUAUAGCAUUAGUUUUAAAUUCGAUGCAUACUGAUUACUGCAUAAAACCUGUCUGUUUAUUACAAAAAUACGGAUGCUGAAUACAUUUCCACAACUACAUGAAUUUGAUCUAAUUAUGACCAAGAUAUCUUAAAGUGGAAAAUGAGGCAUGGAACAGCUGCUAAGUUCUCCCAAGUAUCAGAAAACACCGGACGAGCAAACAUCACCCAGUACAGUGAAAGAGAGAGGCCUGCUGAGGGUGAAGAGUUCAGUGUCUGAUGACUAAUGAGAGGAUGCCCCACUUUUGACAAGCACGGAUGUCUGAUAUGUUGUGUUUUUUUUUUUUUUUUUCUACAUGUGGAACAAAAGCCAUCACACUGACAGAUCUCUGACUGAUCAAUUUCUGGAUGCAUUUUCAUUUGACUUAAUGGAUGUGGUCGGGGCUCCAUAAACAAACAAAUUGAAUCACAGAUACAGCGUGGUGCGGAUAUGAUGGACAAAUCAGGAUGUGGUUGGAUUAUCAUUGCUCUUCAUGGGAACAAAUGUUAAAUUUGAUAUAUCAUGAUGAAUGUGCCCCACGGCUUUUAUUGUUUUCUGUUUUAAACUUAAGUUGACAUUUUCUGUCCUCUUGAAGAGCUUGUAACUAACAACAACAGCAAACAUACUGGUUCAGCAGCUCUGUUACCAUGAUGUCAGGGCUUUAAUGAAGGGCAAAUCCUGGGCGGUUAUGCAUAUUAGAACCCUAACAGUGUCUCAUGGGGAGUGAAGGGGUCUUCUCUUACUCUAUUGUGAUUUCUGACAUUGAGAAAAACUGAAAAAAAAAUCAGCACAAUUGGAAAGGCACAGAAUUGCCUAUAUAUGAGAGGACCAGCCAGAUACCAAUAACAGCCAACAGGCUGAAAAUCAAUCAGUUCAGGACAGGUCAUCAGAGCGGCGUAGCUCUAGAUUUUGUUGUUCCCCACGGUUUAAUUUUAGAGCCUGUACCCUACAUGCACAGCAUCGCAUUUUCAAAGCUGCACUGAUAUCAGCUGGAUGUUGCUGUGUGUACAGGACAAAUUGAUGCCAAAUUGGUUGAAUCAGGGACAGCAUUCAUUUAUUAACAGCUUCUCAGUCCUGAAUGUUUGAGUUUUUCAUCAUUGUAAAAAUGGAUAUGGGUAAUAGAUAGGGCUGGGCGAUAAAACAAUAAUGAUAUAGCAAAUUAAUUUCCCUCACUAUCAAUAUGAAACAUAGUCAAUAUGCUUUUCAAUAGUCGGCAUUCUGCCAUGUUUUGGUAGACUAUAAGAAUAGCCAAUGAAAAGGGGAGUUGCUCUCGGUCCGCUUGGCGCUGAACCAAUCGUGCUGAAUUAGAACCAAGUAGAAAACAACUGUGUGGUAGCAGACUGCAGCUACACGUAACCAUGGCACUUUAACACGUGAAGCUGACAGCACUGUCGGUGAGAAGAAAAGAAAAUGAGUGCUACCCCCCGCAGAAAUGCAGAUGAAGGCUCAACAGAUGAUGACAUCGUCAACAACACUGGCACGAAAACGUCGGUGGGAAGCAUGAGGCAGAGUAAUGUGCACUGCAAAUUUUGUCGAGUACAUGUUCUCGCAAAGUCGGGGAGUACCUCAAAUCAUUACAAAUCGUUACCAACCCUGAGCAGAGCAAGGAGCCCGUGGCGCCUGUGCAGCCGAAACAACCGACCAUUCAGUCUGCUUUUUCUAGCACAACGCCUUAUACCAAAAGUCGAAGGGACGCAAAGACCUCACAGAUGCAGUAGCUUAUUGUAUUACAAAAGACAUGCUACCAAUAAGCACGGUUAACUUUCAGUUUUAUAUCGUGAUAUAUAUCAAUAUCAACUGAUAUAAAAAAAAUAUAUUGUGAUAAACUUUUUCCCAUAUCGCCCAGCCCCAGAUUACUAAUCGAUGAGGUUUGACUGUGUUGUUGGUAGGACUCAUAACCUCCAGUCAGGACUCUCCGUUUACCUUGGAGUUUCUUUUUGAACCUGCGAUAAUGUAAAGACUUUAUCUAAACACACAAACCCCUUAUCAGGUGAACUUUCUUCUCUUAUGGAUCUUGUCGGUGGCCUGGUGUGUCCGAACAAACUGUUUAUUUCACUGAAUUAUAGAUAACUAUGUAGGCCGGCGAUAACCAUAGCUUCAUGCUCCAGGUGGUCAUAACUCACACCUUUAAAAACAGGCCUCUGGCAAUCUGCAGCAGCUUUGAAUGGCUUUAAUAGGACUUUAAAAUACUGCCUGGAUGCACACAGCAGCAAUGAACAUAAAGACUGUGUGCUUUGUCUUUUCUCUAUGGGUCGAGAGCUCGGCUAUAAAUUGAAGAGCCACGCUGUUAACAAGUGUGCAGCAAACAUUCACUAUCAGUGUAACAGACUACAAUAUCAGCAUUAUUGUUAAAUAUAGCCUCAUUUAUCAGCCGCUGCCAUAGCACCCUGCUCAACAGGCUGUCCACUCUUGUUUGCUUUACACUGAAAGCACUUGACUGUAUUACUCAGUCUCUGCACUUGUGAAAAGAGAGUAUGUGUUAUCAGUAAUGAGUGUCGACUUACUCUCAAGAGGUCAUUGAUCUUUUGCUUCCUGAAUGGUUUCCUGCACAGCUCCAAAGAUCAUAAAACAAUCAUACAGCUUUACUCUGACGCAGAAAUUACAGAAUUAGUUCCUGCCACAAUUUUUUAUUUUUAAUUUUGUAGUCAAACUGGUUGUACUCUUGUACUCCAGUUAAACAUUGUUCAUUGCAGCAGUUUUUGUACAGUUAUUUGAAUGAAAACAAUCGUCACAGAAAAGACUUGGUAUCAGCAAGGACUGCAAUCAUUAAGGAGGCUUCAACGGUAUCAGAACUGAUAAAAAUUAGAGAUCCCUCUCUCUAGUGUAGACUUGAUACAGCUGCACAGAACCCAAAAAUACCAAUCUUCAAAGAGGACAAGCUCACUAUUCUUUCAGAUGAUCCUGAGAUUAUUCUCUGAACAUAUCAGCCAUCAUUUUUUCAUUGUUAAAAUUUUUAUUCAUGUAACCUGUAAGGUGCAUUUUAUUUACUUUUCUGUAAACACUCUUAUUAUUUCAAGAUCCAACAUCAAGACCGGAUAAGAUUGGGGCCAAGUGUGUUGUGGGAGAGUGUGCCAUAUUUGCCACUCAUGUAGAAAGAGGCCACACAUGCUCAACAUUCAUUUGAUGACUUUUUUUUUUUUCUUUGAUUUGCAGUCAUGGUUUCUGGAAUUUCUGGAUUAUACACAUGUCAGAUCCGUAUAUUUCAGGGGCAUUUAAGAGAGCUGUCAGUUUCAGAAAAGGUGAGAAACUGUUGUCAAGUGGAAUUAUAAAAGGCUCCAGGCAAUAUGUCUGAACAGUGUUAGGCUGUGUUAAAAAGACUGUACUCAAUUUUUACUGUUUUCUGAGAGUUUUUUGUACUUUCAGACUGUCCAGCUGGUCAGAAUUUAGGUUUCAGAUUUAUUUACUCGGAACGUAGUGGCUCAAAAACAUUCAUGUCCCUGUAAACACUUUCCAGAUGUACUUUUCCCUGUUCCUAUCACAACACAACAACCUAACACUUACUGUAAAGAUGAACAAAAUAUUAGUAAAUAUUUUUGAAGCUCAAAUAUAGAAUAAACCGCCAAUAAUAAUCUUGAUUUGAACCCAAGUUUGUGUUCAAAUCUUUAUGUAUUGGCUCGCUGUAUUUUAGGGCUGAAAUAAUGAAGUUGUGAGAUUUCACCAUCAGUUAUUUCCCGUCCAUUACUGUCUCCCUUUUGACUCAUCUAAAAACUCACUGUCACCCCCUUGUAAGAUUACCAAACAGGAGCGUGAUCCACUCCAUGUGGUCAACACAUUAGUGUCAGGAAACAUGAUGACGUUAGGCCUCAGCCUGAUGUGCCUCCAUGUAGAUUUAUAUUUAUAUAUGUGUAAUAUAAGGAAAAACUGCUAUUAUAAAGGUAACUGAGUCUUUUCAGCUACAACAACAGUUUCAAUAGACUCUCACUGCAGUCAUUUGCUAACAUGCAGCCAUGGAAACAAGAAGAAAAAACGACCAACAACUCUUAUCAAAUAAGUCUAAAAAGGAAGCUUAUUGAGAUAUAUAAUCAGAUAUAAUAACCUGUAAAGUUUUCUUUUUAAGUGUGGGAGAUACACGGUUUAUCUUUCUGUAAUGUGUGAAAUCAAAGACACAUUUGUGCACAUGUGGCAGCAACAAAAACAGAACCAAGAUGUUUAUUCUAACAUCUGUGUGUGGGAAGAUGUAAACAAACUAAAUUAAGAAGUAUCACACGUCUUCCUAUCUGAAGUUAUAGACAACAUUAAAUAACAGAAACCGUGGUAGUUAUUAAGUCAGAGAACAGGUUGACUUCGCCCACAGACUCCUGGCAGAGGAACAUAGUACAUAGUGACAGUUUAGGCACUGGACUGUCGUGUGAAAUGUGCUUUAUAAUGAACUUGACUCAACUAAACAGUAAAAAAACUACAAAGCUUUAUGAUUUAGUUUGAUGGCGCUCGACAAACAGUGCUGCCAAUGUAGAUUUAAAGUUCAACCCAAACAGAGACGAAAUAAAACUGCCUUCUUCCCUAAUCUAUCAGAUUGAUUUAGCUCCUCGAAGAAUAGCCCAACAGGCUGUCAGCUUCAUUAAUCUCAAAAAUUGCAACAUGCCACAUCCUGCACUUAAUUAUGAACCCCCAUUCCUAUAGUUUCUUUAUUUGAGGAAAGAAUAUGACUUGAAAAUGUCCAUGUUUUACCUCCAAACUUAACCUCCUGUGUCGUUUAAGUUUACACAGACAUCUGGUCAGGAAGUCCCUCAAGGCAUUAUUAAUGAGCCCUUUGACUUACCCACUCAUUAAAGGGCCUGUUGGACUCCACAAACUGCUACAAUGCACAAAUUACCCUCAAAAAUGAAAAACUUUGAAUUCAUCAAUAGGAGGACCACCACUAUUCAACCUAAUCAUGAAGACCCUGUUCCUUUAAAUCUGGUUGUUGUUGUUGUCUAAAUUAAAGAUCUCGCCUCUUCAACAUGAAACAGAUUUGGCUCGUUUUCACAGGCAGUCGUCAACGUAAAAUCACACAGCAGGAAAUGUCUGCUCUUUCACCCACAUCAUGCAGGAAAGUCUCUGAAAAAAACAACAUGUCUCACGGGCAGGACCAAACAUUUAAACAUACAUGUACAAGAUGAGUCUGUUUGAGUCCCUGAUGUUGUUUGGUGUGAGUAAUCCAAUUAUUUGAGGGAUUUAUCGUCUUCCAAACAUUUCUAAUGUAAUAAAGAGAGAAAAUAAAUAAAACCACCAAAAUUUCUCAGUGUGCUUUUAAAGAACUAUUCCAUAUGUUUUGAUGGAAAGAUGUUCAAAUACAAUCAGAUAAAUGUCAGAUAAGGCCCAGAGUAUCUGUGGAUCGGUGGAUUAUACCUGGUGUGCUCCUCACCUACAAAUAAGAUCAGGACUUGGUGGGCUGGUAUCCCAGACACACAUUAAUCCUGGUUCUAGACUGAGGCGGCCUUUUAGAUCAGAUUAGCUUUUGUUUGCUUUCCUACAAAUGUUAUGAAAUGGGCUUAGAUUCAGCGCUGUUAGAGGAAUAUUGCUCUGAGUGGAACAACAGGGAGAGCUCGCAUAUUUGGUUACUUUAACUGUAGAUCAACAAGCAACUACUAGGCAAGGCAAGUUUAUUUGUAUAGCACCAUUCAUACACAAGGCAACUCAAGGAAAAAAUAUAUUGGAAAUGAAAAAAGAUAUAAAACAAUUAAGAAUCAAUAAGACAAAGAUAUUUUUUUCCUCUGUUCCGUGUUUGCCCUAAUUAUUCAUGAAAACCGUUGUUUCCCAGAAAAACAAAACAAGUAGCAGGCUUUAAGACCUUGAGGUCCCCAGCGUUCAGCCCAAGUCUCUAAGACUCUUCAGGUCCCUCAGUGCACAGUGAGUCCCUGCCCUGGAGCUCCCCUGCCUUUUGCCUGUUCUUCCCAUUUAAUUAGUUUAGUCCCAGUUUGGUUUUUAUUCCCCUGACGAGCAUGGAACAGAGGAAGCAUUUGUCAACAAUGCUUCCUCUAGUCAUGAGUUAGUUUGCAUUGAAUCCAUUUCUGAACAUAUUUUUGAGUGUGAAGUAAAAGUAAAGAAGAGAUACAGAGAGUUAAUUCUAAAUGAUACUUCCAUACCCCGUGAUAGUAAGCAGUGUUGGCUGUCUUUAUUUAUUGACUUUUCCAAAGCUUGACCCCGUCGAUCACAACAUCUUACUAAUGCCAUUAGGUUUUCUGAACAUACAGUUGGGUAGUUUGCCAACUAUCACUGGUAGAAAUUGGUGGAUACUGCUUCAGAGAUACUACAAAUCCACAAGGGGGUACCGCAAGGAUCAGUUCUGGGCCUUCUGCUAUUUACAUAAAUUUUCAUGGACAGAAUGUCCCAAACGCUACUUUUCUCUUCCGGCCUGAUCACGCUGCCAUUUAUGGUUGUGCAUCUACGCCUGCUAAACUUCUCUAAAAUCCUCAGCAUCUAUUUGAUUCAGUUGAAGAUCAGCUUGUUCGAAAUACAAACAAAACUUAACUCAUGUUUUUUACGUCUUCAAGAGUGGUGAAAACAGUCUCGUAAGGGGAAAUGAUUACCAAAGAACUAAAAAGUGAGAAAUUGAGUGGGUCUUUUUUUGAACACAGACUUUUUUAGUUCUACUAUAUUAGUGUGAUUGUUUUGUUGUAAAAACUUUGUGUUGGUGUCAUUUGUGGCCAAGUCUCCUUUGAAAAAGAGAGCUCUGAUCUCAGUGGAACUAAUCUGGCUGAAUAAAGGUCAAAUGAUGAUAAAAUAAAAACAUCACAGACAGGUUGGCAGCCAGCCACAGACAAGUCGCCACACUUACACCCAUGGGCGAUUUGGAGUAACCAAAUGACCUAACAAGUAUGUCUUUGCAUUCUUAACAGUUUGUCGGCUUUUAAGUUGAAUUUUUACCGUGUAUGGGUUUUAUCGGCUAUUUUAAGACGGCCCUCAGACGAUCCACGCUGCAUUACGCACGGAACUCUGCGCGGGACCCGGAAGAGUGGGAAUUUUAAAUGGCUGUGUGUGCGGACUGCAAAAUAAAAAACUCACGGUUGGAAGAGAAGCUUUGUCGUCUGCAAAAUGAUCUCCGUGAGAAGGAUAGGCUGCUGGAGGGCUUCAUAUCCGUCGCUUCAGCUCAAGCCGAACAUAUAUCCCUGAGUCAGGCCUCCAGGAUCACCGGUCUUUCGCCCUCGGCUCUGGCACCACAGCUGGUUUCGGCCUCCGCUGCCACUCUGCCCUGGUUGGCCUCCCUGCAUUCUCCGAUCGGGCCUGCCGAGGGCCCUGCAGCCGGGGGUCCAGCCGGCUCACCCGUGCCGCACAGCGCAAAGCCGGCAGGCUGUCUCCCCACCUCUCCUCCCGCGCAUCGGUAAAGUCAGGAUCUGAGACCGCUGGACGACCCUGACACUGGCAUGGUAGCGGGGCUCCCAGCGCUCCCUACCCACAGCUCGACCCCAAAGCUGAAGGGGCAGCAAACCUGGCUCGAGGUGGCGCAACGCGGACGGAGGACGACCGCAGCGGAGAGAGUCCCUUCACCACCACGGCUCUCUCUCUCCAACCGCUUCUUGGCCCUGAGGGAUGAGGCUCCCGCUGUCCUAGUCCCUGCUCCGGCUCCACCUCUCCUGACGGUCCCAGCUCCAGCUGAGGCGGCUCUGCGGAUGUCCAACUCGGACCUGGCACCGCGGCCUUCCUCGACCGGGAUACUGCGUCGCAGGCUGCUGAAGGAGGCCGUCUCCAGGCGCUCGGAGAGGCUCCCCCGGGCCGGCAACAACCUCACUCCACCUGCGUCCGCUCACUGCCGACAAUCGCCGUCUUCUGCACAGGUGGAGCGCCCAACUUCUGAAGGCUUCAGCGCCUGCACACCAGCUCCUCGUCCCCUUUUUCCCCCGACCACGCUCAUCAUCGGAGACUCCAUAACCAGGUACAUCAGGUUUUUUAAUGCCAUCACUCACUGUUUUCCCGGCGCCACGGUACCUGUCAUCCUGGACAAACUUCUUAAUCUACUCCCCUCUCUCCCCUCCUCCGUCACUAAGAUUGUGCUCCAUGUUGGUUCAAACGACAUGUCCCUUAAGCAGUCAGAAAUCACAAAGAGGGAUUUUAACUUGCUUUUUAACGUUUUAAAGGACACUGGAAAGACUGUUUUUAUCUCUGGCCCAAUCCCCACUCUCGGUCGUGGAGGGGAACGUUUUAGCAGGAUCCUCAGCCUCCACACCUGGCUCCAAUCCACAUGCUCCACCCACAACUUCGGUUUUAUUGACAAUUUUAAUCUGUUUUGGGACCGAGCAUCACUUUUUAGCCAUGAUGGGAUCCACCCCAACAGGCGGGGUAGCCGAAUGCUCUCUUGCAACAUCCAGUAUAUGAUCCACUCCUCACCCGUCUGACAGUCUGCACUCAGCAGCCCAUCUUUCCACAACCAGGCCACCCCCCCUCCUCCUCACAAUAACCUCUGGUCAUCUCAUAACAGUCCCACAAUCCCCGCUCAUUCACCUGCCAACCCCCACCUUCCUCUGCCCCCCCCCACUAGUACUUUCAGUAAAUCCGUGAUUCCAGUCCACAUCACAUCCUCACGUCCUCCCCGUCCUCCAGCCAGACUUUGUCCCCCCACCAAUCUCAUCCACAUCCCCCUGCUUCCUCGGCUACCCUGCCCUGCUUUUAACAGCAAACCUGCAAACUUUGGACUUUUAAACAUCAGAUCCCUCAACAACAAAACAUUUUUAUGCCAUGAUUUUAUUUCACAAAACAGUCUGGACUUUUUUAUUCUGACUGAAACCUGGCUGACUCCGGACAAUUGUAUUUCUCUUAUAGAAGCCACCCCCCCUGAUUUUACUCACCUCCAUCAGCCCCGGCAGUCAGGCCGGGGAGGGGGAGUGGCUGUCAUAUACAAGAAGGAUUUUAAAUGCACCCCCAUCACCUUCAGCACUUUUAGUUCAUUUGAGCACCUUGCUUUUAUUGUUAAAUUGAAAGAACCUAUUUUAAUCAUAAUCAUUUAUCGACCACCCAAACACAACGCUGUUUUUAUUCAGGAGUUUUCAGAGUUUCUAUCCCUUUUUAUUUGUAAAUAUGACAAAGUUCUUAUUUUGGGUGAUUUUAAUGUACAUGUCUGUUGUCCCUCUCAACCCUUAACUGUUGAUUUUAUUGAAACUCUGGACUCCUUUAAUCUUACCCAGGCUAUACAGGAACCCACUCAUGUAAAGGGACACUGCUUAGAUUUGGUUUUAUUUAGUGGACUUAGUCCUGGGGAGUUUUUAACUAAGGAUAUCUGUGUGUCAGAUCACAAACUGGUUUUAUUCUCCAUGGUUUUAUCCCAGCCCUCUUUUACCGAUCACACUCCUGUUUUUAGAAGGGUUUUUAAUGCUUCGUCUGCUAGCAAGUUUUCGGAGCUUUUUAUCUCUGCAUCUUUAACUGCCCUCAACCCAGAUUUUAAUCCAGUUUUUAGCACUGAAGAGCUUGUCUCUCUUUUUAACAGUAUGUGUGGAACCAUCCUGGACUCUGUAGCUCCUCUGAAAAAGAAAAGAUCUAACAGAGAACCCCAACCCUGGCUCACAGAGUCCACCCAUGAACUAAAGAGAAUUUGUAGACGAAACGAACGCAAAUGGAAGAAAACUGGGUUGGUGGUUUUCCUCGAAAUUUGGAGAGACUCCUUGAAAAACUACCAGAAGGCAGUUAAGGAUGCAAGGGCAGCAUUUUACUCAAAUUUGAUUUUAGCUAAUUAUUCAAACCCCAGAGUUUUAUUCAAGGUUUUAGAGUCUCUUUCAAACCCUUCCCCCUCUUAUUUUACUGAUGCUUCUUAAGAAACCUGUGAGAAGUUUUUAAUUCAUUUUAUUAACAAGGUUAUGGACAUCAGGCAUCAAAUCACCCCUCCCAGUCUCCCUGUGCUCUUAAGCCGGGAAGUUAAGCACUUUUUUAGUAGUUUUGAGCCGGUGUCCUUAAAAUUUUUAUCUGAUAUUUUAGUCAAAAUGAAACCAGCUACGUGCAGUCUUGAUUCUAUCCCCACCAGAUUUCUCAAAGAGGUUUUUAACGUGGUUGGGCCUAGCAUUUUAUCAAUCAUUAAUAGCUCUCUAGUGGAGGGAGUAUUUCCCUCUGCUUUUAAACACGCUGUGGUCCAACCCCUUUUAAAGAAGCCAAACCUUGACCCCUCUGAUUUUAACAAUUUUAGACCAAUUUCAAAACUUCCAUUUUUAUCCAAACUUUUAGAGAAGGUGGUUUCUAAACAGCUUUUAGGUUUUAUGUCCGAAAACAACCUCUUUGAGAAAUUUCAGUCUGGUUUUAGAGCAGGUCACAGCACUGAGACUGCCCUCCUCCGUGUGACCAAUGACCUUCUUUUAGCAGCAGAUAGAGGGGAGGGCUCAAUUUUAAUUCUUUUAGAUCUCAGUGCAGCUUUUGAUACAGUUGAUCAUACUAUUUUAAUUGAACGUCUUAAAAACUGGGUGGGUGUCAGGGGCACUGCACUUGGCUGGUUUCAGUCGUAUCUUUUAGAACGAACCUUUGCGUCACCAUAGGCAAUCACACCUCCUCUACUUCUCCUAUCGCCUGUGGUGUUCCGCAAGGUUCAGUUUUAGGUCCAAUUUUAUUUUCUAUAUACAUGCUGCCCCUUGGCCAAUUAAUUCAGCGCCACAAAGUCUCCUUUCACUGCUAUGCAGACGACACACAGAUAUACCUUCCUUUGAGACCUGAGGACCCAAGAGGCCUAGCUGCUGUCAUGGACUGUCUAAGUGACAUUAACUGUUGGAUGGCACAAAAUUUCCUUCAGCUAAACUAUUCAAAAUCUGAAAUAAUUCUCUGUAACAUACAAAACUCCCCCCUCAUUCAGUCUUGUCUCGGUCCACACUCAGUAAUCAUCAAACCAACAGCCAGAAAUCUGGGAGUAACCUUUGAUUCAGACCUCACCUUCUCCACCCAUAUCAACAAGAUUGUCCAGUCCUGUUUCCUUCCACUACGCUCCAUUUCAAAGAUUAAACAAAUACUCACCCCACCAUUAUCUCGAAAAGAUAAUCCACGCCUUCAUUUUCUCAAGACUGGACUAUUGUAACUCUCUCCUCCCUGGUUUAAACAAGAAAUCACUCUCUCGCCUCCAACUAGUUCAGAAUGCAGCAGCUAGACUUUUAACUGGUUUUAGUCGACGGCAUCACAUCACCCCAAUUUUAGCCUCCCUUCACUGGCUCCCUGUCAGCUUUAGAAUUGAUUUUAAGAUUUUAUUGAUUACUUUUAAAGAGUACGGACUUACUUUUAAAGGACUUACUCCGAGCUACAUUUCAGAGCUUUUAAUAUCUUAUGAGCCAACUCGCAGCCUCAGAUCCUCUGGCGAAGGCCUCCUGGUCGUUCCAAAGUCGAGGCUCAAGACUAAAGGUGAUAGAGCUUUCUCCAUCAGAGCUCCUCGACUUUGGAACGACCUGCCAGAGGAGAUAAGGCGUGCAGAGACAGUCGCUUCUUUUAAGUCAAUUUUAAAAACUCACUUUUACAGACUUGCCUUUAUGUGAUGCCAUCUUUCAUCUUUUAUUGCCUUUUACCGUUUUUAUUUUUCUCCUUUUUCUUUUACCUCUUUCACCUCUUUCUUAUUUAGACUUACUGCCUUUUUAGCCUUUGUUUUACUUAUAAUCUUUUUAUUGAUUUUAAUGUUUUCAUUUUCCUUUAUUUUAUAUAUAUAUAUUUAAUUCCACUUUAUCAUUUAUAUUACCAUCAUUUUAUUUUAUUAUGAUUUUAUUAUUAUUAAUAUCCUCUUUCAUACUUACUAGCCUGUUUUCUUCCCUCCUUUUCUAUUUCUUUUUUUUGCUUUUAUUUUGGUCCUCAUGGUCCCAUUUAUUUUGUAGGGUUCUUGUAUUGCCUUCUUACGAAAAGUGAAACAGGCCUACAAUUCAGAGGCCUGUUUUUAACUGAGCUUUUGUUUUUAUGUGUUUUUAUUUUCAAUGUGCUGAUGCUCUGUGCUUACAACUGUUGUCUAAGCACUUUGUAAACUUCUGUUUUUAAAGGUGCUAUAUAAAUAAAAUUAUUAUUAUUAUUAUUAUUUGCACUGUGGAAGGAAGCUAAAGAAUCUGGAGGGAACCCAUGUACGCAGAGGGGCCCCCCCGUCGCCUCAGCCAGGACUCAAAUUCAGACCCUACCCACUGUGACGUGCAGCCUCAGGCAUGACACUGACAGAAAUGUUGACUCCUUUACAGUAUGUUGUACUUAACCAAACCAGCUCAUCAGGAAGAGUUUCGACUCUGACUGAAUAAUUAUUUUCAUGCUAAUGGAAGUAUUUAAGUAUUAGCUCAUACUAUCAUUGUGUAAAUGACAAGAGUACAUUAGCUUUAACAGCUGAAAAUGUUUAGAGGGAUCGUUUCAGAUAUUGAAAAAAACACCCAAUACUUGACACAAACACACUAGAACCCCUCAAUACACCCAAGUUGAGUUUUGUUUCUGUUGUUUUCACUAAACGCAACUGACAUUAAGCAAAGCUUACGAAAAGAUCCGUGAAGGUUGUGUACACACUCGAGCUGGGUGCAGUAUUCUGUUGUCAGAUGAUGUUCACUGCACACCUGCCCAAAUACGUAAGUGGUGAGAGGAGGAGAGAAGAGAAGAGGGGAGAGAAGAGGAGGGUAGGGAGAGACACGACAGGAGAGCAUGUGAUCCUGACUGAUGCAGUAUCUCUGACGUGAUGUUCUGUACACAACUGUGCAAAUGCCAUGUGACACAUGAGGCUCUGUGAACGUUAUGGUCAAGUUUUCCUGCAUUAUACUCGCCAGAGUAUGGGAGGAUAAAAUAUAUUUCUUUCUUUUAUGCCAAAACUCAAUCCAUGCUGUGUGUCAUUCUGUAUGAGAAGGAGGAAGUGCACCUCAGGAUCACAUGAAUAGUGGGGAUCCAAAAUAUCGUUAGCAUAGUAUCAGUAUGGGCAGCCGAUGCCUUAAAAACUUGUAGUUAUGGGUUUUAGCAGGUAUGAAAAUUUCUGCUGAUGAUGCGUUCAGCUGAUAGGAUGAGGAAUUCAUGAUGAAUAGGUGAUGACAAAGUGAAUAUUAGAAAAGGAAUACAUUGAUCAUUUAUGGGAGAAUCAAUUUGUGUUUGCGUUUUUAAUGUCUCUCUCUUAAAUAGACAAUAAUAGCAGGUGCAUCCUCAGACAGGAGAGUCUCAGUGCUUGAUACGUUCAAAUUAAAAGUGUGUAUACUGGGGCUGUCCAGAUAUACUGGUAUUAGGGGUGUCCCAAUACAACCGUUUUACCUCCAAUACGAUACUGAUAUUGUAGCCUUCAGUAUUGGCUGAUACCGUUAUUGAUCUGAUAUUGGCAUAAACUUGUGCAUGACAAGUUUUGCACUCAGUUGAAACGUCUUUUUCGGAGUUUAACAAAAAAUGCUGCCACACAGCUGACAUCACUCCGACUCCUCGGUACUUUGUUAUAAACUUAGUACACACUGUUGUAAUGAUUUUGUGGGCUCUGCAUGCUGGAUCCAGGUGCUGCUAGAAAGAGGUGCCAGAGCGGAGUCUGGAAUGGACUGCUUGUAUCGGACGGAGUGCCGAUAUCAAAGAUUUUGGAUACAGGCAGAUUUAAUCAGAUAUAUAUUUUUUUUGCUGAUAUUGGACCGAUGUCUGAUAUCAAUAUCGUAUCGGGAUACCCCCAACUGGUAUAUAAUGAUUCAUAACAUUUCAUGUCAUGAAUCAAUCAAACUUUAUUAUUUUCUCACUGUCCUUUUAUGGUGUUCACUUGGAUGACAGAAUUUUAAAUCAGACAGAUUUCAACUGAGUCUUCAUGUAAACCCACCUACUUAGCAGUGGAUUUAUAUGUUGUCCAAUUUCCAUUCAAACAGCAUAUUGGUGUGUAUGAAUAUGUCAGCAAAAAGUUUACUAUGAAGCAGCAGGUGGAGGUUUUAAUGUUGUAGAAGAACGGAGCCCUUUGUAAUUUGAUGUUGAUCCAAAAAAAUCUAAAGUUAUCACAUGGACAAACAGUGAAUUUGAAUAUGUGUGUGUUUUUUUAAAGCUGAAUCUGAUCUGAAUUUUAUCAUCCCUUAUUUUUAAUCUUAUUUCAUUAUCUGAUAGAUACCUUGUGGUCAGUCUGUUUUACUGGCAGUUUUCGACACCUUGAUGUCUUCACACAUUUUUUUUUCAAAACGUCUAAUUUCACAAGCUGCUUUCUUAGUAAACACUCAACAUCUGCUGCAACAUUCGGCCUGUUAGCUCCUGUUUGCAAGAGAAACAACAAUGUCAGAGAGGAUCUAAAUCAAACAUGAAGCUGCUGCUUUAAAUGAACACAGAAACGAGCGUCUCCUUUUAAUCAUUUAGCAUAACAAAGCAGCGUGUAACACCUACCUAGCUCGCUGACAAGCUAAACAGGACAGGGAGUUUUGUUUGCUCUGUGCCAAAGAGGCAAAGUGUUUCUGUGAUUCAGAGCAGCUUUGACAGUGUUGUUGCUUUAGCUAACAGGAGCCAACGGGAGCUAUCGGGCUAAAUUUGGGAGUAGUUGUUGAGUGUGCUAGCUUGAGGCGCGGGGCGGCAUUAGAGGGGCUGAAAGGUGAGAGGGCGGUGACAACACUGCCACCAACAAUGACAUGACCGGUGGCAGUGUGAGAAAAAAGGUUGACAUUGAAUAAAAGGUUUAUUAUGCGGUGUAAACAGUCUUUAGAAUAAAUGAGGUAACAUCUUUAUACUGAAGGGAAAGUAAUUUCUUUAUUUCGCAGAUUGUUUAGAAUUUAUUUCCUCCUUCUUUUGUGACAUCUCUUUCUCAUCUGCUGUAAUACUAACCACUUUUGGGCUCAAUAGAAGAGAUCGGUGUUUUAAUUUUUCAAAGCCUCCAAAGUAAAGCAAAGGAUCCAAGUGACAAAGUUUUCCUUCAGGCAGCAUUAUCCCUCAAACACACACCGUCAGUUUACACUCAUUAUACAAUGUUUGCUGUCAGUAAUGAUCCUCUUAAAAGACUCUCUAAGAUCACGGUGGCACAUCUGUCAGCGCUGGUGGACAGUUUUUAUUUGUAAAAACACCUUUGCACAUGAAAUCUGAAAGAUUCAAACACUCUGAUUAUUAUUUUCUCUUCAGAGAGUCAAAUUUUAAACAGGCUUGUAAAAUGUUUGCGUGUAUUUGAAAGUUAAGCAGAGCAGAUCUCAUUAAUCCUGCCCUGUGCCAAAGCCUUUGUUACAGUCGGCUCCAAACUGCCAAGACAAACUUUCAUAUCUGUUCACAGUGCAGGUUAAAAUGAGCUGAGAGUAACACGGCAGAUCAAUCCCUCAGAUAUAUCCUCGGGCAGGUCUGCGGUUGUACAACAGAUCCAAAGUAAAUUGCUUUCUUGUAAUGUUUUCUGCCUCCCAGACAAACCAACUUUUUUUCAUGUCAGUUGGCGUUUUGAAGCAAUCCAUGUUUGCCGUUUCCUCCAGGCCUCAACAGUCACACAGUCACUGAGCAAAGAUAAGAUGUAUGACUCUGGUACACGUUGUGACCCGUGUUCUCAUUUAAUCCCGAAGCUAAUGUAUUCAUAUGAAUGCUUUUGGAAGAGGGAAUAUGGAGGAUUAGAAACCAAUUUUGAAACUUGAUUUGCAUAAACCGGCACAUAUGAAACAAAUCAGAACUCCAAGACAAGUGAGAUAUUUUGAGACUUUUGGUAAAUCAUUUGUAAAUCUGUUUUGAAUUUAACCCGGACUCCUCUAAAUCCAAGGUUUGCAUUUGUCUCACAGUUUGAUCAUAAGGUUAAAAAACAAGCUGAAAAAGCACAUCAGCUCUGUAACACUCAACUGAUGAGGACAAACAAUCCAAGAUUUACACGUCCCAUGGUCCUGCUGGUCUCUAAUAAAAAUGGAUUAUUUCUCUUUGUUUUAUAACCCGUCCUGCCCAGAUUGUUUGUUUGAAUAUAAACCAGGCAGUAAAACAUAUGAAUGCCGAUCUGUGGCAGCUAUUUCAGCGCUUUCAAAUUUUCCCUCUGAUUGUUUCGCCGUCCUCUUGGGUCCCGUGUUUAUUCAGCGUUUGUUUGUUUAUUUUUGAAGCAUUUAAAAGUCGCCUGCGGGACUCUUUCUUUCCAGCCUCCUGCUCUUAUUGUUUAAUAAAAACUCUUUACAGCUAUUUGUUUAUUUUCUUUACUUAAAGAACUGAGCGCUUGAAGCUGUUGAGGCAUUCAUGCUGUUUCUUAAUAAACACAGAGUUUAAUGUCAUUUCCCUUUUUUUCUCUCUUUUUUUUUUUUUUUUUCUUUUUACAGAUCUUCCUGCUGGCCUGUCCACCAUGCAAAACGGCAAUGGUUGUAUUUCGGUGAGUAGAUUUACCCCCAACAAAGAAAGAUUCGACAAAGCACUCAACUCACUAUACAACACAGUUUAUGAGCCUUAAUUCUCAGAAUUUAUGAAGUAUUAGAAUUUAUCAAGUUUACCUAGUUUAUGUCCAGGCUUUGAAAAUAGAUCACCUUACACCUAAAUAACUCUAUUUCCUGUUUUGAUCAGAAUUAGAGGUACUUCAGUCAACCAGCUGGUGACCAGGCUCAGCCAGUUGUCAGCCCAUUAGGCCAUGAUUAGUGAUCAGCUGGUCCUCUUCAUCACAACUGAUCCCACAGAUUUAUAUCCAUGAGCUGCAUGAUUCAUCCCAUGGACACAAUCGCUAACUGGCAGCAGCUAAAUACACACUCACACACACUCACACAGAAAACAGCAAUCAUGCUAAUGGAAAAGGAUGUUUUUGCAUCUGUGUCAAGAAGCAGAAUCAAAACUCAAGCCAGGAUUUAACGCAGCAGCAGGGUAACUAGUUUAAGAUCUGGUUAGUAGCCAAGUGAUAAAACCUCAGACUGUGAGCAGGUGGUUUAAAAGUGAGGAGCAUCUCUUAUGCUGUGUUCUACUUACCUCGGAUGUCGGAAUUAUUUCUAGUAAACAAGUGGGAAAACCAAGAUGGAUGCAUACUGUUAGCCGCUGUCAGCUGUUGUUAGUUGUUGUUAGCUAUACCAGUUGUAAACUACGCAUGACGCAGUAUUUUACUCUUACAAACCCCAUAGCAACGUGCUCAAAGUUAGACGUUAGAAACAAAACAGUGCCAAUAAAUAAUAAAUUACGAGAGCUUUCACUGUUACUCUUUCCUGUCGAUGCACUGCGCUGCCAUCUUGGAUUAUAAGGUUGUUAUCAAGUCGGGGUUGGUAAGGAUCAUCCGACUCUCCGAGUUAGAAAUCCAACUUCAGGGGGGUGUUCCAGAUGAAUUUCUGACUUGGAGCUCGGAAAUCCCGACUUCCGAGUACAACUGGAACGCAGCAUUAGCUGAGGAGUUUAUUGAUUGAUGCACAUUGAUAAUUGAUGAACAAAAACAUUGUUAAAAAAACUCUUUACAUGCACAAAUACCAUUAACUGUGGUAUCAAGGAAGAGGAUGGCAGUCAAGUGCAAGCAAAUAGUCUUUAAAAACUGUCACCAGUUAUUCACAUUUCCUUUAGGAGAGUGUGGCAGUAAACUCCUCUGUUUGUGUUAAUUGUAUUAGAAUAAAAAAAGCAUUGUUUAAAUCUCCCUAAAAAGUGAUCUCAGUACAGAGGAUAUUUAAAUGGAUGAUUUAAUGGUUACAACUGUCAGCUGGCCCUCGUGUACCAGUUUGAACCUACCUGUGAGGUACUGCUGCAUCAACUGUAAUAUUGCAUUCAACAUCCUGACUCUGUUUUUCUGUCAUCUGGUUAUUUACCUCCGCUUUAAACCUUUCAACCUGUUGUAAAUGAAAAUUGUAAAUGCACCACAAAAUAAUUAGGCAGGCAGAGCGAAUUCAGCCCCAGAUUUUAUGGUCAUAUAAAAGCAAUCACCUCUUUCAUUGUUAUUACUUGUAGGCUCCUGCAGUGUAAAUUGGCUCUCCACACUGAUUUUAUUGUAAUGAAUUUGUUGGGUUUAUAGUCUUGUGUCCUGUUAAACGGCUCUGGUCCGGACAGCUAAUUAAUCCGGAGAAUGCCCUUGUUUUUGCCGAGGGGGGGAACGCAAAGUUAGAUUCACUCCGAAAUGAAUACAGGCAGGGUCACUUUGUGGCGCCCAUGGGAGUCACAAUGAACAGCUGCAGAGAGGGGUGACAGUUUAAUCAAGGUGUGUCUCACCUGAAAGGAUCGUAAAGUAGUGAGUUUAUGAAGUUUACAAAGGCCUCAAAACAAGUUUCUCAAAUUUGGAAAAAGAAAUCAUCCACUUGGAGAAUAUUUCACACAGUCUGGACAAGUUUACAUGAGCUGACUCAGCCUAUAGUAGACACUGUCAAAUCCAGUGUAUGAGACUCACUUUUGAUGGUAAAAACUUAGUUUAUCCAGAAGAUGGUGCUCCAAGAAGCAAGUGCCCGCUUCACUCCUUAAAGGGAUGUUCCGGCAUAAAAUUAAUUUAGGGUCAAACACACUGUAACAAGUUAGACACCCCAUGAGAGAUGAAUGUUGCCGACCGCUUGCUUCUCUAGUUUUACCAACUUUAGUAACGGCUGCACGAUAGCAAUACACAGCGGUCUGAGGAGCCAUAAACAAACCUCAACCAAAACACCACUCUAUAGCCACUAACAAUGCUCAGAACAGCACCUAACUUCAUCAACAGUACAUAUAGGGUCCCAGCCACAGCACUAACCACCAAACAUCUUUUAAGCUUUGCCUGAUUUCUUUAACAAAGAGACGAAACACAACUAACCUACUCUCUUCCAGCAGCCGCUUGUUUGUAGCAAAACCUUGGACCAGUCCAUUACGGACUACAGCAGAGUGACGCAGCUCAAGGAAGAACAUUUAUGAUAAUUUCUUCAUGGAAAUGCAAUCAGACUGAGAUGCUAAGGCAGAAGAACUACUGUGUCUGCAGUGCAAAAUGGUUAAUAUGAUUUCAAUAAUAUUACUUCAAGGAAAUGAUAUAGAAAUUAUGGCCUGAGGUCUCACUACAAACAAGCGGCUGCUGGAAGAGAGUAGGUGAGUUUUGUUUAGUCUCUUUGCUAAAGAAAUUAUUCAAAGUUAAAAAGAUGUUUGAUGGCUAGUACUAUGGCUGGGACCCUAUAUAUACUGUUGAUGAAGUUAGGUGCUGUUCUGUGCAUCAUUUGUGGCUAUAGAGUGGCGUUUUGGUUGAAGUUUGUUGAUGGCUCCUCAGACUGCUGUGUAUUGCUAUUUUGCGGUCGUUACUAAAGUUGGUAUAACUAGAGAAGCAAGCGGUUGACAACAUUCAUCUUUCGAAGGGGAUGUCUAACUCGGUGUUACGGUGUGUUUGACCCUAAAUUAAUUUUACACCGGAAUAUACCUUUUUAACCAUGCUAGAUCCAUAGAAAGACAGAAGUCUGAGAGCAUCACCACCACUUUUUAACAGCUUUUAUUAUCAGGUCAUACCCAUGCCUUUAGAGAAAACAUUGGUGCACUAAUAAGUAAAUAAACACUCUGCACUGAUUUAAAAGCGCCCUCAUUAAAAAAGAAGUUCACCAGUGAACCAGUUGCAGGUGGUGGGUCCAUACCACACAAAUAUCAAAACUUUGCUUCAGUACUGCAGUGGUAGCUAACAAGCUGGUGAGAACAGAUGGCGCUAGAACGAGCUCUACAUUUGCAUAGAAACUGCAUGAAAACAGUUCAGACCUUGUCCCUCUGGGGGCCCCUUUCACAGUGUUUAUCAUGUCUGUCAGUAUAUAUAUGACCUUUACACCAGCUUUUAUGGUAUUGCCCUUAUGUAAUGAUUCCAUUGAUUUCUUCCCUUGGUCAGAACAUUGACACUAGUGCUUUAUGUAACCAUGCUGUUUCUUAUUUAUCUGAGCACUAAAACUAAGAGGUCAAGUGGAGCUCUAGGGUGUUGACUUGGCUGAGGUCUGAGUAGAAAGCCUGAUGAUGGUUCAAACUACUGCGCCUCAUGAUUCAAGUCUUUUAAAAGAAGGAAAUCUGACAAAAUGUUAGUAUUUUAUCAUUCCCAAUCUGAUCUGCAACUAAAAAAGACAACUAACAUUUAAAGUUUGUGACAACAGGUGGCUCCAGAAAACAUACAUUUUUAUAAACCAUCAGUCAGAGAGCAGCUGAUAAUAACAUUCAGUCAUUUUCUUAGCUUUUUAGUUUGGUUACUGUUUCAAUCAAAGGUUAAAUGAUCAGGAUUUAUGUGAAUACCCUAAGUUUAUAAGAAGUAAUACAUAAAGAUUGUUGUGUGAUGACAUAGUUCUUGAAAAUCAAUCACAUCCAUUGACUGAAACUAUAUUUCACUUCCUCGUUCUGCAGUUUUCAGUGCUGGUUCAUUGGAGACAUACAGUCUGAUAUAAUCCUCCAGCAGCUGUUUUAUAAAAACACUGCAGAGGAGAAACUGCUGUGUCUGUUUACAGCACAACCAGUCUUUUAAUGAGGGAGUCAGUCAAUAAUUUGCCUUUUCUACACAACUACAGAGCGCAGUCAAAUAUGUUGGUUACCUUGCUGGGAAGUUGGAGGUUUGCGGCUGGUCACCCACAGUCCUCUAUUUAAUAGCUGUUUUACUCUUUCUUCUGUUUCUCUGGAAUAUUUUGAUGGUGACAGCCUGGCAGUAAAAGUGUAUGUGUGUGUUUUACCAUUUGAAUGUUUUUAAUGAGAAACACCAGACCAAGAAAUGCUCUGCUUGAAAAAAAACAGUAACUCAGUACAGUUCUGAUGCAGCUCCAGGAAAAGAAAAAAAACCUGUUCUAUUGUUUGAGGACAGUUUGAGUAUUUGUGAAGAAUAAGGGAGCAUUGUGUAGCAAUACACAAAGAAAACCUACCAAAAACUGUUUUAUAAUGACGUUUGAUUUUAGGGGAAAAUCAUUUAAAGCUACAAAUGAUCAUAGCUCACCAAAAGAGGACAGAAUCCAAAAAUCGAUGUGUUUGCUUUGUCUUGAUUAUCAGUUUAUCACUGAAAUCAUCAGUUUGUGUUGGGGGAGAAACAACCAGCACCAGUAUCAGUAUUAAAGAGCAUGAGACCACUUUUGACUGAUGACCCCUCUGCUUGGUUUCUGCAGCUUUUGUUCACUCAGUCAGGACACAGUAAAGCACAGAGAAGCAGAUACAGCUCACACAGCAAAACAAUCUCAGACGUGUGUAAGAUGGAUGCAACCAUGCACAAAACCAAAUUAUAUUCAGCUAUGCAUUAGUAUGCUGAGAGGAAAUGGAAGCACGGCUAAGCGAGGAAACAAAGUAUAUGGAUAGUGUGGAGGAGCUCAGUGUUAGUCUGAAUUUAAAUGCCACCAUAUUGUAUAGGGGUGGGAAUCAACAGUGGCCUCACAAUACAAUAUUAUUACGAUACGUGGGUCACGAUAUGAUAUUAUGACGAUACUUGGGCCACGAUACGAUAUUAUCACGAUACUUGGGCCACGAUACGAUAUUAUCACGAUUCUUGAGCCACGAUACGAUAUUAUCAUGAUACUUGGGUCACGAUACGAUAUUAUCAUGAUACUUGGGCCACGAUACAAUACUAUCACGAUACUUGGGCCACGAUACGAUAUUAACACGAUACUUGGGACAAGAUACAAUAUUAACACAAUACUUGAGCCACGAUACGAUAUUAUCAUGAUGCUUGGGCUAGAUAUGAUAUUAUCAUGAUACUUGGGCCAUGAUACGAUAUUAUCACGAUGCCUGGGCCAUGAUAUGAUAUUAAAAGAGAUGAUACAAUAUAUCACCAGACAAAAUAUCACGAUACUAUGCUGUAUCGAUUCUUUCCUCUUACCCCUAGUAUUGUAUUAGUUUACAAAGAAUCCCAACUAAUGAAGCUUUGGAGCGGGGAUUGAAGGUGACUGACUGAUAUACUAAAGAAUACUAAAGCCAAAUGAAAAUGUGUCCUUUUUUGAAUAUGAUAGAGGAGCCUCAUAUUUGUCAACCAAUAAAUGCAUGAAUCAUAUUUGUUCCAAUCAGGACUGUAGCCCCUCAGACUGACAGUCUGCUUCAUUUGAACAGACACUCCUACAGCACUGCUGCUUUUCUCGGUGACCUUUACUGUCACAACAGUUAUUUCAAGUCAUUUAACAGAGCAAACAGUCAGUGGAGAUGGAUGGAUAUCUACACGCUGACACAGGAACUCCUGGGCUUCCUCAUACUGCAGCUUUUCGGAGUAAUAAUUGGUUGGGAGAAACAUUUCUCCUCAUGUUUACUGAACAAGCAUUGCACUCCCUCUGUCUGCAGGAUCAGACAGGCUGUGUGUGAGCUGAAUGGUGAGUGAGAUGGAAGUAAGGAAUACUGAUUCAGGACUGGAUUGUGUCUGAACCUAACCACUCAUUAGAGCAAAACCAAUAAACCAACCAGCAAUGACCAUCAAUAUAGACCCAUGACAGAUAGACUGGGAUCUGCUCAUAUAGAUCCAACAUGUUUUCAACAAGCUUUCAGUUUAUAAAAGUAGAAAAUAGAGAGAAAUGCUCUGGAUGAUUUAGGGUUGUUGUAAUAAAGUGUGGCCAUCGUCCAGUGUUGAAUGACCACAUAGUUUAUCACCCUCUCAGCGCUGUCUGCAGCUGGGUGCAGCGUGGCCCACACUUGAUUUGUUGUGGCAGUCCUCUGAGUACUUUGACUGGUCAUAAUGGUGCAAAAUAAACCUGUAAAAGUUCAUAUUUUCACUCCAGAGAUGAACUCGAGCUCUCAGAUUUAUUAGUAAAUAUUUCCUCCUGUGGUGAAUCAAAAUAUCCAUUAAGUUCUAAAUCAAUGUGAUUUGCAAGUGAAAGACAGAUGCUUCUAACAGCAUCAGGGAGGACUCUGAUUGAUUUUUAGAAACAUAAAACAUGACCUGCCUAACCCUCACCACCUGCUCUCUUCUGCUUAUACCAGUGCUAAAAUAUUCAAACAAUAAUAUCAAUGAAGCAAUAAUGUGUGCCAGCUAGAGACUGUGGAAAAAAAAUCAUGCGAAGCUCCCACGGAUGAUGUAGGAAGUGUGUUUUAUCAGGCAUUCUUGUCACUGGAAAUGUUUUCUUUCCUGUGUGUGUUUCCAGGCUGCAGGUCCACAUGCUGAACGGGGCGUUACUGGCUUUAAUGUUCCCUGUUGUCAACACCAGACUGGUGAGUAAAAGGAUUCUUGAGUUACUCCGCUAGAGUCUAAAUGUUGGCCCAUGCGGCAGAAAGUACUCGACUGAUGAUGGGAAUCGGCUGUUUAGUGAAGGAAAUCAGUUCAGCCCGCUUAAAAGACUUCCACUGACAGCUGCAGACAGAGAGCAGAUUCAAGACAUAAUGCACUUAGUUUCAAUUCAAUUUGCUGAAAUGACAUCAAGAUCUGACAGUCUGAACUUUGUCCAACUCUAACAGAAAAAGUCGCACCAAACGAAGGCCAGCUUUCCUGCCCUAACUCCAUUUGCCUGUUAGAUAAAGGACCGGUUUUCUCUGUCAAAGGAAGUACUGUUGGUCCUCACAGCACUGUGACAGUGUGUGGGGUUACAGGUCAAAACAGAACAUACAGUAUAUGCAAAAUAUUUUUCCCACACUAGAUGUUUGAAGAAAAAUGAAGCUGACUUGAACUUAAGUUUUACCACGGUUCUUGCAGUCAAAUCUAGGACGUUUAAGACCUUAAACAGAGUUUAUAAAGACGUUUAAUGCCAACUUUACAGCCAUAGCAGCAGUAUGCUGUGUUCAAUGUUUGCAUUUAAAGUUCCAGAUCUUGGUUGUUAAAGCGGCUUUAUCAGCACAGGUGAUGAUGUUGGGUCAACAGCUGAAUCAUCACUAAACAGGCCUUCGUAAAUAAACCUCAUUUACAGAGUAUGUGGGUCUGUGAUGUUUAUCUUUUUCAGCUGGGUCUCUGUACUUUUUUAUGAAAGACACUUUAUCAGAGACAAAGUGCUUUCAUUACCUUAGGCAAACCGGAAAUAAUAAGAGAGGGUGUCGGGGUCAGAUUUCUAGUACGGCACGUAUCAACAAAUUUGUACAUUCCACGUGCGCACAAUCUUAACUUGAGAUCAUCUCCAGGGAAACGGUGAAGUUGAGAGAAACAGGCCUCUUUUAUAAUAAUAAUAAUGCAUCAGAUUUCAUAUAGCGCUUUAUCAGAGACCCUCAAAGCGCUUUACAUUGGAUACAUCAUUCAUUCGUUCACACAGUCACACUUUGGUGGUGGUGGAAACGUGGCUGCCAUUCUGCGCCUACGGCCUCUCCGACCACCACCACACAACACUCACAAUCAUACACCAGCUUGAAUCUUACAGCAGAACCUCCAGAACAUGUUAAGGUCUGCAGUUUAAACCACUGCCAAGAUCGGGCCUUGUUAAAUGAGCUCCUGUGAUUUUUACUAUGAUAUCCUAGUCUGAGGGAGGAUAUAAACCUUUUUUUAUUUAUGGUCAAAGUAGGCAGAAGUACAGUUCAUUAAGUCUAAUACACACAAAGAGCAGACAUAAUAUAAAGUGAAUGCCCAUAAUACAAUAAAAUACAUGACAAAACAGAAUGAAAAUGGCAAAUUCUUGUCCAAAUCGACCAAAGUCAGCUUCACUAAACAGCCAGAAGUGUCCGCCCCCAGUUCUUUCGUUGUAGAUAACAGCGAGGAUGUUUCUGUUUCCUUCCUGACAGCUGAUUCUUGCGAGAGCUCACACAUACUCCUUGCUAACAGUGUAAACACCACCUGUACUGCCAUAUCAUCAGAGUCACACUAAACAGAGUCGUUAUGCUACACCAAAGGAAACACAUUUUACGCUUUAUUUUUUUAAAUUUUUUUCUCUGUACAAAAUGUCCAGUGAGAAAUUCAGACAGUAGAUACCACUGAGACCGUAUUUUGUAAAUAUAAGAUCAAAUUCUUUUAAAAUAACAUGAUAAAGAACUUCGUGGUACUUUAGGUAUCCCUAAUAAAAUUUCCUCUAGAAAAAGUAUUUUAAAGAUGGCGCUCGUAAGUUUGCUUUUUAUUCAUCUAAAUCACAGAUUCCCACUUCAACACACAGUCUAUCGUCUUAUUAAUAAUGUAGAGCUCCAGGCCUUCAGACCGUCUGUGUGUUCAGACCGUUUAGACUGUGGUGAUCUCUGGCUGUUGAUGCUGGUCUGAGGUCAGUGCAUUAGAGCAACGCCCUGACCGCGUGCAGGAAGUCUGUCUAUUUUACACUGUCUUAAAGUAUACAAAUCCAGCUCAGACUAUACACAGAAAUCCCUCCUGAACGUGUUCAGCUCCCUCCUCUUUAUCUCACUCUGAAAAAUGUAAAGACUUCAAAUAAUUCAACAGGGCCCUGAUAAGAUCGAAUCUCUGCUCAGAGACUCUGUAGGUCUGUCUGUGCGGCAUCAUCAUUAUCUUGUGUUGUGAAUUUGCUCCGCAGCUUCCAUUCGAGAAGGAGAUCUACUACAUCCAGCACUCCAUGCUCUACCUGGUGCCUCUUUACCUUUUCAGGAAAGGAGGUAUGUGUUGUUCUUUAGCCAUUACUCACUUCUCCUCAUUCACACUCACACCCACAGUGAAAUACCGUUCACAUGCCAACCGUGCAGCAUUACAAUACAAGGAUAUGUGUGCUGCUUGGAUGGACUCCGGUUUAGUUGGUGGCGUGUGAGCUGCUGCGGGUAUCCUCUUUGUCUUUGUCUGCUCAGACACGGGGGCUCUUUCUGCUGGCGUCAGCUGCACAUUAUCUGUUUAUGCUAAACAAGCGCCUGUUGAUGCUCGAUUUAUGGUACCUGCAUUCGUGCGCACUAACAUAAAGAUUAGCGUUCGUCCAAGGAGCAAAUAGGGCGGUAUAAUGUUGCUUUACAGUGUCUUCCAAAGGUCAAAAGACUUCUCCAUAUGUUAAAGGGGUACUAUUCUUGCUGUGAGUGGAACUGCAGGAGGCUGAGCAGUCAUCCUGCCCUGCUACAGUAAAAAUAUACCUUUUUAAAUGAGACCUGAUUUUCAAGUUCAGUUGUAUUUCACUCUGUGGUACAAAAAUCAGCUGCUCAGACCAAAUCCUGCAGCCUAGAGAUGAUCUUAUGGGCACAGAGAGUCACCUAAGGGCAAAUACUAUGAGAAAGAAGCUUUUCAGAGCAGCUCUCAGCUGUAAAUGUGGGGAAAAGAAGCCACUGCCUUCUUAGAAUUAGUCAUUUUCUGGUUAUUUCAGUUAUUUCAUGUUUUGCUGGGGUCGUUCCUAUGUUCCCAAAGCCCUAUGUUCCCAUAUUUCUAACAUUUUUUUUCCACUGAAAAUUAGGAAACUUAAGGGGUUUAAGUUACACUAUGGAUAUAUAAGAUUAUUAUAUUUUAGAUUUUAUUGUCCUUUAUAAGGAUAACUGUUUCCACCUCCAUACAUUAACUAUUUUGUACACAUAACAUCACACCCAUAGACAUCUUUCCACACAAAUUUACACGGAGGUGUCAUUGCAGCAGUACAUGCAGCAUGUGAUAAAUCUCAAAUGUGGGAAUAUAGGACUGUGGAAACAUAAAGCUGUGGGAACAUAAGCAUGGACCCGUUUUGCUGCUGUUGUCUUGACCAGAUCUCUCUCAAGAAAGCCAUGAAAGUAAAGACAGAGUUUCCCAAUCAGAAAGCACCUCAAACCUACACUAACCUUGAGUCAGAAAAGCCAUAUUUUAUAUACAUUUAUACUUUUAGAAACCACAAACAUAGUUUAAAUGUUAGAAGAAGUACUGCCGAUGUUAGAUCAAAUUGUUUUCGACUUAUUCUUCUCAGGGGUGUAGCACAUGAAUCAAACCCCUUCGUGCAGCCUCCAUCAUUGUUCACACGUAAUGUCACACCACAGCCACACAAAAGGAGAUAUUCAUUGUACUUGUCAGCCCUGAUAUAAUGACUGCACAUUAAAUGUCCUCCUCCUGGUAUUACUCUAACACAUGCCAGCGGUGAGGAAACAGGAAAAGCUAGUUUGACACCACAUCCUGUUACUGAGUCGACUGUGUGGUUGCAGGGUGUUGAUCUGUUGGCUGAAGACAUUAACAGAGGAGUGAGCGGGAAUGGCGUUUGAUUUGGCACAGAGGAUGCGUUCUGUGUGUCUGAUCUUGCUUUGGCUCACAGACUGAAUCAGGUAUUUAAAGAGUGUUUCCUCCUGCAGGUGUGUACAAGCCUGAGCCUCUGGGGGACAUGGGAUGGGCACUGCUCUCCACCGGCAUCCUGUUCCUCUAUCACUUUGUCUUCUUGCAGUUCCUCGGCCUGGUAAGACAGAGCCCCCUGCUGGGCGUUACGCGAUACUUCACAGAGCAAAGAGCACACUGCACACGUGACUGAUACAUCAUUUAUUAAAACAAAGACAUGUAAUGAACAUGAGUACACUGUUGUUAUGAGCUUCAGAAGACAGGAUUUCUGGAGGAGAAAUGUGUAAGAACCUGUCAGGGGAAUAUUUACAUGUUUACAGAGAUUCCAGCCUUGGACUGAGUGAGAAGGUGUUGGCUGAGGCUGUGAUUUAUUACACGCCCAUGUUACACUCCAGUGUGAGAACGGUUAUAUAUAGGCACCACUCCAAGUAAGAUGAACCCCCCACUCUUUCAAGAUUCACACGGUGAAGAAAACAAGGUUGGCUGUUUGUAGUGCCUUUCAAAUAAAAUUAUGUUUUAAGGUCUUCAAAAAUCAGUUUGCCAUAUUUAAAUGGAUAAAAUGUGAUCAUGUGUCUAAAUUUAACAUCAACAAUACUUGAAUAAUACCAUAAAAAUUUGCAUUGCAGUGUACCUGACCAUCCCCAGACAUUACCCUCUAUUUUUCUUUUUUUUAUGUAUCUGUUGCAUUGAUAACCCUUUUUGUGUGAUCUGCACCAUGCCUGUGCCUCAGCUUUUGAUUAAUUUAGUCUACUUUUCAGGGUUCCUAAGCAAGUAUGGAAAAUAUGGAAAAGUAUGGAAAGAAAUUUGAACAAUUUCCAGGUCUUUAAAAAGUAUGGAAAAGGAAAAAUAAAGUAUGGAAAAAUAUUUCCAGACUAUUACCACAGUUCAAGAAUACUGAUAUCUAAAAUAGAAAAGUUGGUGUUUCCAAAAAUAAUUCUAAAAAGUAAGGUAUGGAAAAGUAUGGAAGUUCCAACUGUGUAGAAACCCUGACUUUUGCACCACUUUGCCCAAGACAAUCACUGACUCUCCAUCUUUCAUCCCCCUGGUGCUGUAGUUGUUAGUGAUGGCUCAUGACAGGUGCACUCACUUUGUAGAUGACUGGCUCUGUCCACUGUUGUUCACUAAUUCACUAAACUUAAAUAUACAGUGGUGGUACUUUUUUCAAGAAAAAAAAAACUAUAUAUGUUAGGGGUUAAUGCAGCACAUGCAUACAGCUCCACGUUUAAGAGAUCAGCAUCAUUUCUGACAUGUUUUUUUAUUUCAGGAAGAGUGGAAUAUCUUUGGUUUUCAUUCCCAGCUUUCAUGCAUCCUGACUCGUUCUCUGCCGGCCUUUCACGUUGCUCUUGUGCCAUUGUCUCGACAACAUAAUUCAAGCAGCUCGGCUUUGUUCGAUGAGUUAAGGUCAUCACCAAAUCAGCACCUCUUUAAAACAAGGUGUGCCUGAUUGAAAUUCAACAGACUCUGCGACAGAAUUACUUUUACACAUUUAGAGAUGGUGAUUUGAGGGGAGAAAUUUAGAGAUUUGUAUUUAAAUUUACGUAUUAGUAAGCAGAAACAUGUCUUUUCAUUAACCUUAUUAAGAGCCUGAUAUUUCAGGGAAGACAGGUUAGGAGUGUGAGUGCAAAUGAAUAUUCACUUCGUGGACACACCCUGGACUCUGUCUCCCUGAUCUUCUUAACUGAACCGUAGUCCAGUUCUCAGGUGAGACACUUUUGACAAUGUCUCUCUCUGGUUCAGGAGUGUCUUGAAAUUAAAAGGGCAACAGUUUUUGCCUCUUUUCUGAUGACGUGUGUGUUUGUGCGUAUGUGUAAUGGCUUUCAGCGGACUCCUUGUGAAGCUCUUUCAAUUGACUUUUCUUGACAAUCCAUUCAAGGCUGCAGUCAUUCCUGUUGCUCGUGUACCUUUUCCUACCUCACUUUUCUACAACCGUCCAAUAGAACGCUUCCAUACAGUACUCUGAGAACAACCAGCCUUUUCAGCAAUGACCUUCUGUCACUAACCGUCCCUGUAGUGAGUGGCGAUGAUUGUCUUUUUGAUAAGUGUGAGGUCAGCAGCUCCCCUCGUGAUGAUGGUUACAUGUACCGAAUUGAAAUAAAGGAUACAUGGCGUUUUUUAAAUCUAAGGCUGUAAAUAUCAAAAUGAAAAUGAACAAAAAAAUGUACAAAUAAAAAAUCACAAUCUUCUUUUAAGGAUGUGCUACAGCAGCUGAUGUUAAAAUGUGACCUGACACUGUAACUGUACCUGUCUUCUAUAUGAGCAGAGCUGAAGUGAUGUGGUCUGUAAUCAAUUUUUUUUAUAAAUGACUAAGAGUGAAACGCUCUAUUAUUAGUCAAAGAGGACCACCACCCCCUCUCUACCCCCAUGCUUUUUGUCUAAGAUGCGGGGUGGUGAGUGGGGAAUUUAUCACCUGUUAUAAAAUUCAGAGCACUGACUCAGAGGACUCCUCGCUGAGAUGAGAAAUUUAUACGCACUUAAUAAAUCUCCAGAUUCAAGAGCACUUCACAGUACAACUUAUAAAGCACUUCAACCCACACAGAUUAAUGCAUGGCCCUACUUCCACAUUUUUACUAUGUAAAGGAUGAAGUUUAGUGAGCAGGAGUUCAUUCACAUUGGAAUAGAGGGGCCAUGGCCACAGCUAGAAGACAUAAAGGAUAAAAAAAAGAUUUUUUUUUUUAUGUUUAAGAAUCCUUCACAUCCUCCAUGCAAGAUUGAUUUAACGUCAAACUGAAUAUGUCAAUUUCAGGUUCAAGUUUAAACAUUAGCCUGUUUGUUUACUGUUGCCACAGUUAAAGAAACUUAAGGUCAGGUUGUUGCGCGCCAUCCGAAGGCGGUCCUAUGUGGCCUACAACUUUAAAAGUAACAGAAAACACCUUCAAAAGUUAAACAUGUGAUUUAUUAUUUAAGAAAGAGAACAUAGAAUUAAAUAAUUACCAAAGAUCAACUAAAAAACAAAUCAAGAGGUCAACUAAAACACGAGAAUUCUUUGAAUCAGAGGUAGCAGUCCCCCUCUCAAGGCCUCUCCCGCCUGCAGGCAGCUCCUGGGCUCUGAACCCUCAGGACCAGGCGAAGCUGGCUGUCAAUCAGAGACUUCACCUGAGCAGAGCUAGAGAAGACAAAUGGGAACAAAAGAGACACAAACCCAACUCUGUAGACCAGCCUGAGAUGGAAGCUAAAAAUGUGAGAGGGGUCUGGCUGCAGACCUCCACUGAGCGGACUGGAAGUUGUUUGAAGCCUUUCAAAAUAAAAGCAAAUAUACAGAGAGUAUGUUUCUAUUUUUACGUCCAAAGAUGAUUCAAAGCCUUUAAAAUGAAAAGCAAUUACACCGGGGAGUACGUUUUUUUGUCUUGUCUGAAUAUACGUUUUUUUCUUGGGGCUUUAUUUUAUGUAUAAAACGUUAAUAUGGAGGGACCAUACAUCCUCCUUACGUCCUCAUUUUUUAGGGGGCUGUCCAGCCUCGUCCAGCCUUGUCCGGGGGAGUUUAUAAAAUCCUUUAAAUGUUUGGGGUUUUGUAUGGAAGGUUUAAGUUUGUGUCACGUGGACUUACUGAGUUAGAAGUUGUAAAAAACACUUGACCUGACCUGAAAAACUCAAAAUUUACUACGCAUGACUCCAUGAUUCCGCCCCCGCAUAGUCGUGUCCUCUUUUUGGUGCUUCAGAAUAUUGUCACCCUAUAUGAUUUUUUUGUGCAUUCAUGUGUUCAACAAAAGCAAAAUACAAAUGAUGACCACUUCAAACAAACUGGAGCGCAUGAGAAAAAAACAUCACCUCGGGUCCUCACAGUAGAGCAUGUUCUCACAGUAGAGCAUGUCCUCUCAGUAAAGGUCUGCAGCUAGACUGUCUUGAAAAAUGUUGCCAUGGUGUCAACAGGCAUAGGUGAAACAUGCUGGACCGAUCUGUUGUUUGAUUUGAUUUGAUGUGUGUGUGAUUGGCAUCACUUUUGCUUGUCAAGGAGUAAUAACCGUUAUUGAUUGUGUCCUGUCAGAAUUCAAUAUCUAACACAGAAGGAUAAUUUACAAUAUUACUACAUCAUUCCUCUUGAACUGAAAUGGAUCCAAGUUUCUCUUUCAGUUUUUUUCAUAUAAUCCUAAUUGUAAAGUUUUCAUGCGUUAUUAAAGACAUAAAUUCAGUGAAAGGUGUCCAAUUUGAAGCAAAUGUGGUCCGGCCUCUUUGCAGACUGUUGCUGAGGGUCUACACACGACUGCUGCUAAGACAGAGCUCCAGUGUGUCUCCUAUUCUUUAAUGAUUUCUGGGAACUCAAAGUCUCAUUACUGCAGCGUUUUCCAUCAAACUGAUUAUAUUUCUUUGUGACACUUCCUAUUAUUUUGUCCAGUCAUUGUGCAAAAUGGAAAUUAAAGGCAGCAGUAAGAGUGAGUCAUGUUGAAGAGAAAUUAGAGUUAUAAAGGAGCCAAAGUCUCUGAAAAUUAACUGAGGGAAAGAAUAAGUUAGUAUAAAAUGAAAUUGACAAAAAAGAUGGUGGCUGAUGGAAAAGAAUUCAUUGUAAUCAUGGAAUAAAUCAGAGCCAUCAUAAGGCAGCUCUGUGGGGCUAACAACAACAAUCCACAGCACGACCCAAUAAAUAUCACAGAAAACCUCUGAAACCCAAGAGGAGGGGGGAAGGACCCAGAUCAAGAAAACAUUCAGCCAGACUAACACGACCAAACCAAGAGAAAAUGUCCAACUCAUUUCAGCUGAUUACUGAUGCUGUAUGAAAGCACUUUUAAAUUGACACUAAACAAGCCUCUCUCACUCUGGAAAUUAGCCGUUGCUCUUACCGUAUCAGUCUUUUUAUUUAACAUAAACAUUUGAUCCCACCGUGAAGGAUGGAGGUAUUAUUUUUCUAAUAUAGGCAUUCAAAAAAACAGCCACUACUGCAUCUCUUCGCUCUGUGAAAUGAUUGAAGUUGCAGCUGCCGACAGGCUUUUUUCCCCUUGCAUCACCUUUGCUUCACAAGCAUUACAAAUAGCUAUUUGGCUGUCUGUGUCAAACAGCUCAAAAUGCAUUCAACAUGAACUGAGAAAUUUGAUUGUCAAAAGUCAGCAGGAGGAGAUUUUUUUGUGUUGAGUCACUUCUAAAGCAUAUAGAGGACAUGUAAAACAAAGACUGCUCUGUCCACAAGAUUGAAUUAAACUGAUAAAUCAAUCAAUCAAAUUUUAUUUAAAUAGCGCCAAUUCACAAGUGUCAUCCCAAGACGCUUUCCAAAGAAAAAGAGCAGGUCUAGACCACGCUCAUUGUUUUAUGAAUCAUAUAGACCCAACCUUAAGAUGGGACAGAUUUGAUCCAUCUCAGCUAACAUGAGUGACAGUGGCGAGAAAAAAGUUCCUUUUAACAGGCAGAAACCUUGGGAAGGACCAGACUCAUGUUUGACAGCCACCAAGCCGCUGCUGGGUUGGGGAGGAAUACAGAGAUAAUUGAUCAUUCCUCACAGGCUCUUUAAGUGUUUCAUUUUAGCUUAAUGUGGUUUUAGUUUUUUUAUCUGAGGCUCUCUAAACCUGCGUCUCUCUCCUCUCCAGCUGACUGAGGUCAACCUGAACAACAUGCUGUGCCCCGCUGUGUCCGACCCCUUCUACGGCCCGUGGUACCGGGUGUGGGCAACAGGCCACCAGACCCUGCUGACCCUAAUCCACGGGAAAGUCCUCACACUCCUCUCCCAGCACACGGGCUCCGUCUGCAGAUACAUGCUGGACACGCUCCGACUGCGCAGCAAGAAAGUCGACUGAAUGUCCUCAAAGGAGACGCACACAGACAGACCACGCCUUUCAUUCUGAAUGCCUGCUCUCUUUUUUUUUUUAUUUAAAAUCCUUUUAAAGCAUCUUUUAAGAUCACUUUUACUGAAACAAAGUGAGCAUUUCAGGGCCAGUGAAUCAACGUGUCAUUCUUUUAGUGUUGUAGUCGGCUUGCAUGCACAAACAUACUCGGCGUUUGAAGGCUGGUAGGUAGCAUCCUGGUGAGGGAACGACUUUUCUCUGAUUUUGGAAAAUACAAUUUCCAGAAGUGAAUUUUGGGAGAUUUCUCAAGAUGCCUUUUUUUGUAAAUGUCAAACUUUAAGGACAGAAAUGGAAGUCACUUGAUGUUUUUGCUGAUCUGCAGUUAUUACACUUUCCGUUCUUUACAUGUGCUCAUAUGUUAGCGAGGAAAGCUGCCAUUUUAUUUGUCUCAAGUGCGUCUUGAAUGUGAGCUGUUGUCGCUUGUUUAUAGCUGCAGGAUGUUUCUUUUGUUUGGUUGGUUGGUUGGUUGGUUGGUUGGUUGUUUCAUAUGUAUGAUCACCACUUUGGUGUUGUCAUGACUGAAAACUUAUUUAUGGUGUCCUUCUGUUCCCACCUCUGCGACAAACAUCUAUCUCAAAGUUCUGAAAUCUUUGUAAGUGGCCUCUUUUUCAUUUCUGUCUCCAGCCGUCUCGGAUCAUUCCAGGUGUGAUAAUCAGGGGACACGAGGACGUUUUACAUGCGAUGAAUGAGGAUCUACCCUGAGAUGUUAUUACCUCUGCCGUGAGGAUAUGUUUAUGCGUCUGUUUUUCUGUCGGGACAUAGGACCAUAUUUGCUGAGCACACAGCCUCGAACCCGGCUGGGAUGAAUGCGAUGUUCGGUUUUGUAUGUAUCUGGGCUGGAAACACAUCUUGAAACUUGAAACACUUGCCUGAUCGUCACAUUAAACCUGAAUUCACUCCACCACACACUCACAGUCUAAGUUAUGUAUAAGAAAAAAAAUGCAUCAGAUGAUCUGCAUGAAGUCACUUUGGGUUAUUUAUCGAGAACCCAAUCAGAAGAAAGUAUUAGCUAGUGUCAAGAAUUGGAAUAUUUCAGUCAUGGUAUGUAUCAUUUCAAGUGUGAGGGCUGUAUGUGUGUGUGUUAAUGUAGCAUAUACUGUUCUUCACUGUAAAGAAGGGAUAAGACACACUUUUGUAUUUCUAUGGGUUCAAGUGUAUGUGCUGUAUUGACAAUAAAAAGUGGUUUCAGUUGACCCAA